Molecule: messenger RNA, 1511 nt
Organism: Nezara viridula (southern green stink bug)
Lineage: Eukaryota; Metazoa; Arthropoda; Insecta; Hemiptera; Pentatomidae
Source: the annotation of a GenBank genome assembly
AUGAACAGCAAUAGGAUGAAAAUAAUUUUCGUGGUUGUUCUGGCAUCCUUUGCAGCCGCAACGCGUAAUGUUGACAAACUUAAGUGGACAUCAUUCAAAAAACGAUUUGAGAAAUCAUAUAAGAGUGAUGAAGAGGAACAAUCUAGGUUUAAUAUUUUUACUAAAAACUUGAGGAUGAUAGAAGAGCAUAACGCUAAAUUUGAAGCUGGACUGGUAUCUUAUUAUUUGGUCAUGAACGGAAUCGGGGACCAGAUUGAGGAUGAAAUGAACAGAAUGUUUACACUCCGCCUGACUGAAGAUAUGAACAGACGAUCUAGGUUCAGAUUUCGCCCUCCAGAAAACAUUGAAAUCCCUAAUUCGAUUGACUGGAGAGAUUUAGGUGCAGUCACUCCUGUGAAAGACCAACGACAUUGUGGUUCUUGUUGGGCUUUCGGCUCUAUUGGAGCCGUAGAAGGCCAGCUUGCUAUUAAUACUGGAAAACUCGUCUCCCUCAGCGAACAGCAGCUCGUAGAUUGUUCAACAGACUACGGGAAUGAGGGAUGUAAUGGAGGAUACGCGCAAGCAGCUUACAGCUAUCUGCUUGAUGUGAGAGGAUUGGAAAGAGAAGAUGCAUAUCCAUACGAAGCAAAAAAUCGCAGUUGUAGGUACAACAAGGAUAAGGUAGUGCCAGGGACCAAAGUCGAAGCUUACACGAAUAUCAAGGCAAAUAAUGACUACGACCUCAAGGCAGCCGUUGGCACUGUUGGACCGAUCUCGGUAGCAAUCAACGCUAACAACAAUCAUUUCUUUUUCUACGGAGGAGGCGUUUUCGAUGGCGAUACCUGCAAGCCUGAAGUAGACCACGAGGUCCUUCUGGUUGGAUAUGGCUCAGAAAACGGGGAAGACUAUUGGUUCGUCAAGAACUCCUGGGGUCCAUGUUGGGGGGAGGGUGGAUACAUCAGAUUCUCAAGAUCCGUUCAAAACAUCUGUAAUAUUUCUAGUGUGGCCAACUUUCCAGUUCUUCAAUGAGGACCAAGGUGCUUCAUCUCUUUUAAACUUAAUGAAUUUUAUAUUUUAUUUAAUCUAUUGUACAUUACAUGUAUUUUUAUCACUAUACACGUGAUGUAUAUCACUUUAAAAGUGUUGUUAAAAAUAAUAUCACUUUUUUCUAAACUCACACCGGCUUAAGUUUUAAGUAUUGUACAUAAAGUUUUAUUUCACCCUGAAAACCGAAAGAACUUAUUUGCCAACCCAAUAUAACACAUGACUGCAUAUGGUUUCAUGGGAUAGAAGAGAGUUUUUUUUUAACAGUUAAACAGCUUUUCACACAUACUUUUAAUUAUACCUCAUAACCAAUAUAAAUUGCAUCAGAACCGUACAAAUCAGAAUGCAACCAAUGGGUAGAUACUCUACAAGCCUAGUCAUGUCAUAUAUUUCUUUGUAUCACAUUUGCUGAAUAUAUAUUAAGUUGUACAGUUGUAAAUUUCAUAAAUAAUAAUAAUAAAUUAAAACUCAUCUUUAGGUUAUAUUAU